Tilletiopsis washingtonensis is the source of this 1471-nucleotide messenger RNA. Its product is annotated as cysteine proteinase. The coding region runs from base 167 to 1246 and encodes 359 amino acids. Gene Ontology annotation, molecular function: cysteine-type endopeptidase activity; cysteine-type deubiquitinase activity. Gene Ontology annotation, cellular component: cytosol; nucleus. Lineage: Eukaryota; Fungi; Basidiomycota; Exobasidiomycetes; Entylomatales. The transcript is spliced from 7 exons. The record is from RefSeq and is a predicted model, not a curated record.
CGCCAGCAUCCGAGCCUGCGUCGCUGAGCGCCGCUAGAAAGCGAGCUGCCAGCCCUCUUGCGACUGGUGCCCUUGCUGCACUGCCGAUCCCUUCGGCGCACCCAUAUACAGUGGCUGAAGGGCACGCAGCAGAGGCACAGCGCGUGCGCACGCGCAGCGCGACGACAUGUCCGUGACAUACGCGGGGAAGCUCUCGCUGCACAUGCCUGGCCGCGUGCGCCAGCGCCCAGCCGGCCUGUACAACUCCGGCAACACCUGCUACAUGAACUCGGUGCUGCAGUCUCUGCUUCACCUGCCGCCGCUCGCCUACGCGCUGCUGGAACGGAGCACGCGCGAACUCAUCGGCGAGUUCGGCGGAACAACAAGCGGUGGCUUCAAUCCGACGGAGGCCAUGCGCGAUCUGGCCGAGCGAGUGCUCUGUGGCUCGAAUGUCGUGCAGCCAACAGUCUUCCAGAGCAAACUCAAAACCUAUGCCCGCACGCUUCGCAAGGGACACCAGGAGGACGCGCACGAGUUCCUUGUUCUCCUGCUCGAGGCCAUGCAGCAGCAAUGCUUCGCCCGCGCAGACAGCCGCAUUGAUGCCAACCAUGCGCUCCGUCGCUCGACCCUCGUCCAGCGCGUGUUCAGCGGCCGUCUGCGCAGCCGUGUCUCAUGCCCCGCCUGUCGGCACAACUCCGAUACGUUCGACCCAUGCCUGGACCUGUCGCUGGACAUCAGACACGCGAAGAGCGUCAACGAGGCACUCGACGUCUUUACGAAGGCCGAGGAGCUGUCUGGGUCUGGGCGCGACCGCUACCGCUGCGAAGGCUGCCGCAAGAGAGUCAACGCUUCAAAGCGCUUCACGAUUGACACGCCGCCGCUCGUCCUGACGGUCCAUCUCAAGCGCUUCACGCUCACGGGCAGCAAGCUGACGCGCGCGAUCAAGUACCCGUACACGCUGCAACUAGGCGCGCGGCACCUCUCCGAGGGCGUCGACCCGGUCACCUACACGCUGCACGCCGUGAUCCAUCACCACGGCGGCGGCCCGAACAGCGGGCACUAUGUGGCCAACGUCAAGGCUGGGCGCGGGCCGGGCUGGCUGUCGGCAAACGACUCAACGGUCUCACAGGCUCACAACGGCAAGACGUCUGGCGAGGACAAGUCGUGCUAUGUCCUCUUCUACGUGAUGGACGCAGCCUCGUCCUCUCGGUCCGGAGCACUACUGCCGCCCCAUGCGCCCUGCUCAGCGCAAGCGCCGUCGGCUUGAGCUCCACGAUGAUGAGGACGAGGGAGAGCCGCUGCCCGACGCGCAGUUCGUCUCUCCGGCUGCUUCAAGCACUGUCCGGCCGCCCAAUGGGACAUACGGGUCAAAGGGCAAGCCUGCUGGGGCAGUGCUCAGCACAGUGCUGGGCAGCGCUACGAACCGCACCGCCAUUCCACCAGGCACGUUCUUCGGCGCCGCAGCCAGCAAGAAGCGCGGUGCAGCGCCUGC